AUGAGAAUAUCGGAUUUAAUUGCGCCUUCAAAUCAGAGUGUGUGGGCAGUGGUCAUAGUGGCCAAUGAGAUCCGAGUGCUAAAGAAAAUUCAAAGAUGUUAUACCACAGGAGGAGCUGCGGUAAGAACUUCAACACUAGAGCCGAACAGUCAAACGGUGUUAUUCCACGCGGUUACUUCUUUCACGGCAAUAGACUUGGAGAGAGACACCCACGUGUUGGCCGCCGAAAUGUUCCGAUUUAAAUCUCUGUUACUUUUCCUGCUUUUUGCGGCCGGCGCUUUUGCUAAUGUUUCACGCAAUUUUUAUGGGAAUCAUAUUUAUUUACCGCGAUGUAGAUUUAAUGAUCAAAUACUGGAAACUACAGACAAGUUCGAGAAAGAAGUUUCUAGGUCUGAUUUUGUUUUCACCGGAAAAGUUACGAAUGAUUACAUUUAUUAUCAAGAUAAUUUAAUCAUAUUUAGUGUGGCAGUGAGGCGAUAUUUUAAAAAUGCUCUCAGAUAUCCAAAGACAAAGGAAGUGCGAAUCAUAAAAACGCUAAACGAGGGUGAAGGUGUUAAGUGUCGACAACCUAUAAGACCCAAAUUUACUGCAAUUUUUAUCGGUCGCAGGUUAAAACAUUCCAAAGAUGCUGACAUCUUUUUGGAAAUCGAGCCUGUUCCUGUUACUUUGUAUAAUUUGGAUAGAGUGUCUGCUGCAGUAAAAGGCAACCAAAUGAACAGCGCUUUGCUGCAGGCGCAGGAGUUGCCUAAUUUGGAAGUGAAGACUUACGCUCGGGAUAAAUUGGAUAUAACAAUAAACAAAUCAACUAUUGAUCAAGCACCAGAUCCCGAAACCUAUUGGAAUUUCCAAGGAAAUGAAUACGGAGUCGAACUUCCAGAGGUUUGCGAGAAUACGUAUUGCGCUUGGGGUGCCCAAUGUGUAACCGCUCGUGAUGGAAGUUCUUCUUGUCAAUGCCUCAAAACUUGCACGUCCGAGAUCGACCCUGUCUGUGGAACGAAUGAUGUAACAUAUGACAGUUUAUGCUUGCUGAGACUGGCCUCGUGCCGUGAACGACAGGACACCAGAUUUAAACAUGAUGGCCCUUGUGUUGAACAUGAUCUAUGUAAGGAGAAAAACUGCACCUUCGGCUCUCGUUGUGUCGUGAGUUCAGAUGGACGAAAUGCCAGCUGUGUUUGUCCUGAGAAAUGCCCCAACUAUGGAGACCACAUCACUUCGCAUCCCGUAUGUGGUUCCGAUGGCAUCGACUAUGAAAAUCAGUGUCAAUUGGCUCAGGCCGCUUGCAAAUCAAACUCAAACAUCACUGUUAAAUUUCAAGGAAAAUGUGAUCCUUGCGCUGAUGUGAAAUGUAGAGAACCCGAGAUAUGUCAGCUAGACUCUCAACGGAUUCCCGUAUGUCGAUGUGGAGAUACUUGCCCUUUAGAAUUCACCCCCGUGUGCGGUUCAGAUGGAAAAACCUAUCCGAAUGAGUGUUCUUUACGACAAGAGGCUUGCCGAACCAGAAAAACUCUCAAUAUUAUUUACAGAGGAAAAUGCAGCACAGGUAUUAACCCAUGCACGAGUGCCCGAUGUACAGCAGGUCAAGAAUGUUCAAUAAAUAAAUUUGGCAUUGCGGAAUGUUUGUGUCCACCAGAAUGUGAACCAACUAUGCGACCAGUGUGUUCGAAGGAUGGUCGAACUUUUACAUCUGAAUGUGAAUUAAAAAGGGCAGCCUGUUUAUCUCGUACAGAAAUUGAGAUCACUUAUACAGGGGUGUGUGGAGAGAAAGGUCCAUGUAGUGAACAUGAAUGUCAAUUCGGUGCAACAUGCGUAGAGAUAGCUGGCUCUCCUCAUUGUGAAUGUCCUAUUUGCUCCUCUGAAUUUGAUCCAGUUUGCGGCUCGGAUGGUAUUUCAUAUGGAAAUAAAUGUAAACUUAGACUUGAAGCUUGCAAGCAUAGGAGGGACAUAACGAUCUUAUAUGGCGGACCUUGUAUUUCAGAUGGAUGUGAAAACAUGAAAUGCGAUUUCUAUGCAGUUUGCGAAAGCAAUCGGGCCUCAGAAGAGCGCUGUGUCUGCCCACAGAAAUGCUCUGAUAAGCUCGAGAAAGCACCAGUCUGUGGAACAGAUGGAAUCACUUACGUGAAUGAAUGCGAACUCCAGAAAAAAUCGUGCAACGCCAAGAUCCAUGUUGAGGUAGCUUUUAAAGGGCAUUGCGAUUUAUGCAAGAACGCUGAGUGUAAAUACGGGGCUCGAUGUGAAGCUGGGGAAUGUGUGUGCCCAACGAAUUGCGAUGGUUCCGGCGACGAGCCUGUUUGUGCAUCAAACAUGAUGACAUAUUCAAACGAAUGUGAAAUGCAAAAAGCUAUGUGUCAAGAUUCGCCUAGUUACUCGAGUUCUUUGAGUGUCGUUUUCUUUGGCGACUGUCGGGAACGGUUCCCCACGGGCAACACUACGCUUGCCUCAUUGACCAACGCUCCCCCAACUGAAUCGGCUACAGUGCAAACGGACAACUUUAUCUCCAACAUGAGUGGCAACGCUAAAGAGGCUUGCAGGGAUAUACACUGCGACUUUGAGGCAACUUGUGAACUGGGUCCCGAUAAUUUUCCACGAUGCACAUGCAGAUUUGACUGUGCCAGUGCUGCUCUGGCAAAUCCUGUUCCAGCUAAGCCCGUAUGCGCUUCCGACUUAAGAAUUUACCCCUCAAUAUGUGCGAUGAAAAUGGAGGCAUGUCAAAGGCAGGAAGAGUUGCGCCUGAGACCGUUAGAGCUUUGCCAAGGGAUGGAAGUGAAGCCGUGCAAGGGCGAAAAACCCGUUACAGACCCUGUUACAGGAAGGGAGGUAGAUUGUGGCAACGGGCCUUUCCGACAAGACUGCCCUUCUGGCACUUACUGCCAUCAGACGACCCGCUUUGCGCGGUGCUGUCGUAAAGAUAAAAAUUUCAUUGAAAUGAAGAGUUGUGAAGAUAGCUGGUUUGGGUGUUGUCCCGAUGGUAAAACACCCGCCGAGGGUCAAAAUUUCGCAGGCUGUCCAUUAUCUUGCGGUUGUAACCGCCUAGGAGCCUAUUCGGAAUACUGCGACGUAAAAACUAAUAAAUGCAAAUGCAAACCUGGAGUAGGUGGAGAUAAAUGCGAUCGUUGCGAACCUGGAUUUUGGGGUCUCCCGAAAAUCUCCACAGGAUUUAAAGGAUGUUUGCCUUGUGGUUGUUCCAUAUUCGGUUCCGUAAGAGAUGAUUGCGAACAAAUGACCGGUAGGUGUGUUUGUAAACCAAGCGUACAAGGUCAGAAGUGUACAGUUUGCACAAGCCACAAUAAAGUUCUUGGACCAAAUGGUUGUAUUUCAGCUGAUCUUACGACGACUCCUCCAGCUACGUGCAAAGAAUUGACUUGUUACUUCGGAGCGACAUGCGUUGAAAGAAAUGGAUUCGCUAUGUGCGAAUGUCAUGAACAAUGCCCCCAGGACAAUGAGGUGCAAAUUGUCUGUGGUAGUGAUGGUCACACUUACAAUUCACCCUGCGAGCUGAAUGAACUGGCCUGUCGGCUGCAAAAAGACGUUGUCGUUCAGGCAUUUGGAACUUGUAAGGAUGACAUGUUUCCUGGAACCGAUUGGCCUCUACGCCGCUACACACCCCUUCAAUUUACCCAACCCGAUGAAGGUAAUUCUCCACUAUCGAAAUCAACCAGGCACCUUUUGGUGCCUGAUUCCAGGUUUUACUACGGAAGUGCUACGCGACCUUUAGCUUCAGACGUGAAAGACACCAAAGAUGGCGUUGUUGCUCUAGUUUACAGACCAACACCAGCUACGGUCAGAGUAACCGCGCUAUUAGGAGACCUUUGCUCUAAAACCUCAGAUUGUAUGAUAUUGAACAGCUAUUGUGUCGAAGGAGCCUGCACUUGCUUACCAGAUUAUUACGCCUCAAACGACAGACAAAAUUGUAUAGAAGACUCGAGGCCAACGAAAGAAUUCCGAGCAUGCAGCUCAGCGCCCUGUUUCCACUUGAGUACUUGCAUCGACCUUCCAGGGGCGACCUUCACCUGCAUUUGUUCUGAAAACUACACAGGACCCUCCUGCGAAACUGAAAUAGUCCUUAAACAAUACGAAACCCCUUCAUUUAGUGGGAGAUCCUACGCAAUUCUAAAGACAAUCGAAGCUUACAACAAACUUAUUAUAGAAAUGGAACUCAAGUCGUAUGCUUAUGAUGGAAUAUUACUCUACAACGCAGAAAACGAAGAUGGAACGGGCGAUUUUGUAUCUCUUUCGCUGGUUAAUGGAUUUGUCGAGUUCAAGUACAAUUUGGGACACGGACCUGUUAUUAUGCGUUCUCUAGACAAGAUAGAACUUGGCAAGUUCCACAGAAUCGCUGUUAAAAGAUAUAAUAGAGAUGGCUUAUUAAAAUUGGACGAUGCUGAUGACGUAGCUGCACAGGCCUCUGGAUCAACCAAAGCUUUGGAUUUAAAAACCGAUACCUUUAUCGGAUACGUACCCACUAAUUACACUCGGGUUUUCGAAAACAUGGGCACCGACAAAGGCUUCGAGGGCUGUAUCAAAAAGUUAAAGAUUGGCAGAGAGGAAAUUGAACUUCAUGCAUUCCGACACGAAAUGGUGUUGGAAACUAAAGACAUUCACGAUUGUAGUCAGCAUGCAUGCGACCACUCGCCAUGUUUGAAUCAAGCCAAAUGUGUGCCAAUGGACGAUCUUUUCCGUUGCGAGUGUGCACCUCAAUUUUCCGGAAAGUUUUGUGACAAGCUAGACGAUCCAUGCAUGUCCAAUCCGUGCGCUUUUGGUGCAAUUUGCAAGGCUUUCGACCAGGAAUCCUACGCUUGUCAGUGCCAGCCUGGACGUGCCGGAAAACGAUGCGAAAUUGAGUAUAAAAAUGAUAAAGUAGUGAUUCCGGAGUUCAACGGACGUAGUUUUAUUCGAUUUCCUCCAAUGGAAGGCAUCGAGAAGACAUUUUCAAUUGAAGUUUCCUUUAUGCCUAAAGCACCUAAUGGUCUAAUUUUGUACAGCGGACAAAUGAAAAAUGGCCUGAGCAAUUUUAUUUCCUUAAAUCUCGCCCACGGGUAUUUGCAAUUCCGAUUCAGCUUGGGCGGAGGGACCGUCGAUCUAAUGACGCUAGAUCCCAUCGUCAUCCGUAAAUGGCACAAAGCCCGCAUAUCUGGAAAAGGGAAAGAGGGCAUUUUACAAGUUGACAAUUCAACCAUAGUUUUUGGCUACUCGGACACCCCUAUUAGGGACUUUGUGCUUGACUCGCCACUCUACGUAGGAUCUUUCCCUGAAAGAGAAGAUGAGAACAAUCUGUUCUCCUUUCCCGGAUGGAAUAAGGGAUUCCGAGGAAUCAUUCAAGGACUCACCGUAAAUGGAAAUCCGUUGCCGAUAACAAACAUAUUAUCGGACUGCUCAUACAAUCCCUCCAACAAUAGUUGCGCAUCGAACGUGGGAUUCUAUGAGGGAUUACCAUGUCCCUUACACAAAAAUCCUUGUCUAAAUAAUGGAAUAUGUGUUCCCGACUUGGACCAUUUCACUUGCCAAUGUCCCUCAAAGUUUAAGGGAAAGCGUUGCGAAAUUGAGGAUCACGGCCCCAUCAAAUUCACUGGAAAUACCCAUUUGCAGUACAAGUUAAAAGGAUUUAGAAGCAAUAAUCAUACUGAUACCGCAAGUCAAGUAGUUGUCCAAUUGAAACGAAAGAGAAAAGAAACCGGAAUUCUCGAUUACAAUGAGGAGGAUGAACCGCGAAAAUCGGAACUGGGAAACGACUAUAAAUUUCAGAUCCAAACUUUUGUCGCUGAUGGACUGUUAUUAUGGCGGACUAAAACGAAAAGGAUUGCCCGAGAAUAUUUUGCGAUUGCAAUUGAAAAUGGAUUUCCGCAAGUCAGCUUUAACCUGGGUAGAGAUAAACGGUUCUUUUCUAUCAGAGCUACCAAAAGAGUAGACGAUGGACAUUGGCAUAUAAUUCACGUGAAGAGAAAAAAACGAAUUGGUAUGAUAUCGGUGGAUGGUGAAAGAAUUGUUAGGGGGCGAUCAAGUCCUGGGUCGAAAAGUCUACGAACGACUGCCAAAUUAUGGAUCGGCGGAACAUCAUCCUUGCCUCCUGGUUUACCAGACGCAUACUAUAAAGGAUUCUACGGUUGUAUAAAAGAGUUUUUAGUUCACAACAAACCUUUUAACCUACUAUCAAACAUCGAUGGAAAAAAGGUCAAUUUCUGUCACGUCAACGACGUUUAGAGAACCCUGCAAAUUUUCUUUUGCGGUAUUUUAUGUGAGACUGAAUACUUAUUGACUUUCCAAUAACGUCUAGCUUAGGAAAUGUAUUGAUGUAUAUAGUAAUAUUGUUUACCUAAAUGUUAAUGCAAUCAGAAGGCUUUGAAAAAAGUAAGUUUUCUUCUAGUCCUGUAAAAUAUGUUAAACUUUCCCGGUGUGUUUUCUACCAAAUUUCGUGAUUAGGUGCGGAAACUCGCGUCUACAAUCAACUUAUAUUCAAUUGGCUUAUAUUUAUAAAAUUGUUUAAAUGAAGAAAAUGAUUGUUACAAUAAGAUUGAUAUAGUAGUAGCUUUGUUUACGUGUUCAUUAGCUGACUUGUAUCUAUAUUUUGUCUACAAGUCGAUUUACCACUCAAAUAAAUAAUUAAUCAGUACUGUAAAUUAUCAUAUUCAAAUCCCAUUUUCAGUUUUUUCUUAUAUGAAGCUAUUUUAAAAAAUCGACUUGUAUCAGUACAGCAAACCAUAAAAUAUGUUCACGGUAUAUUACUUGCUAGUUUUUAAAUUCUGGAAUCUUCUAAACCAAUUGUCUCCAAACCCGCUUUUGAUUAUCAAAAAAUGUGAUUCCAGUAGAGCUUAGAAAAAGCAGUUUAAUCAAUUGCAAGUUUGUGUAAAACUUAAAGUUUAAGGCCUACAUAGGGUAUAAUGCAGCGCUUAAAUUUAGAAAUCCUGUGAAGGUUGACUCCUUUCAGCAUAUCGUUCCCCUUGAAAGUACUUGAAUGUUUUAUUGAAAAUUGUGUUACUCAUGCGUAAACCGCAAUAAGAAACAUAUCUUUGUUAUCAAAGAUUCGUAUUUAGAAUGAGUCAUUCAAUCAUGUAACUUAUUCAUGGAUACUGAUCAGUGUGAAUACUGUCUAAUGCAUAUCACAUGUAAACUAGACUUAUAAAUCCAUAUCAUUUAGCAUAUAUUUUGUAUUUUAUGUUAUAAUUAGCCUGUUAUAUAAUGACGCAAAUUAAUAUUUACUGUUAAUAACAAAUUUCAUGGAAUUUGACUUUGUUGGAACCAGGGAACUCUAUCAAUGCUAAAUAGAGAUUUACAUUUAAAUUGGCCAAAUUAGUUUAAUCGCAAUGAAAUUGCUCGUAGUGCAUACCUCAAUUCACGACCUAUAACUUUUUACUGUAAAACUACCACUAAAGACAUUUCAAAAAUGUUGAUAAAAUCAUAAAGUUAUGAUCUAUUUAACGUGCAUUUAUGUUGAUGAUCAACUCAAUAGUUAAAAUUAUAAUAUAUUAAAACAAUAUAAAUAUGUUUGAAUUUCGAAAAAAAAAAUUCGCAUUUUACAAUGCUGGUCACUGCCCAUGAAUAGAUUUAAUAAUCUUUUGAAUUGCAUAGCUAGAAUAAUCUCAAGAAGAAUGAAAGAAGAUGUCUGCAUAGUAGGGGAUAUCUUCUUUGGGAAGCAUUCGAGUUCGAUCGUUUCAAUGUAAAAUAAUACCAUUGGUAUCUUGGUUGAAUGUUAUUCAAAAUUAUCAAGUUUAUGGAUUAUUCGUACAUAUACGCUUUGAUGUUGAUUGAUGUAAAUAUACUUUAGAAAAUCGUACUAAUAUUUUUAGAUUGCGUUAAGUUUUAGACCAUUAUCAAAUUGUACUAUCUAGAUAUUCUAGGCAAUAACAAAUACCCUAGGAUAAUAAACUAGAAUAUUUUUAUUUUUAAAAUAGUGUCUGUACAAUAUUAUUGCAAUAAAUAUA
Messenger RNA from Dendroctonus ponderosae (mountain pine beetle), 7913 nucleotides. RefSeq names its product agrin. The coding region runs from base 1 to 6195 and encodes 2064 amino acids. Gene Ontology annotation, biological process: multicellular organism development; cell differentiation. The transcript has 31 exons. Gene Ontology annotation, molecular function: protein binding; calcium ion binding. The record is from RefSeq and is a predicted model, not a curated record. Lineage: Eukaryota; Metazoa; Arthropoda; Insecta; Coleoptera; Curculionidae.